AUGAUAGAACUGCCACGGAGAAAUUACCCGGACGAGCCGGACCGCGGCUACGGACCCUGCGAUGGUACGCUGGACAGCGCCUCUGGCAGCCAAGCAGUCGAAGCUGCAGCGGAGAAUCGAGACAUUGCCCGUUCCAUGCCACUCCAUACACCACACUGGACCAUUGAGAUGUAUAUCGAUCACGCUCUUUUGUUGUGUGGUUCACCAUUCACUGUGGGUGUUGGGGAUGCACCUCCAGUGAAUAUUCACGACACGCCUAGCCGCAUCCUCCCUGUUUCUGCACCUAGGGCCAUCAUCACCACCACACCUGUACUCACGAGGGCUUUUAGUCACCCAGCACCUGACAUCAAGAUGGCCGCCAUGCCCGAAUCGACCACCACAGAGUUGGAGUGGGUAAAUAGACCAUACAGGAAGGCCAGCAAGAAAAACAUUUCAGUAGUUCAGCCUGGAGAUUACCAGGGCAUGCAUCAGGAGGUGUGCAGCAUGAUCUGUAAGAUGAAGAUUUUGAAUAAGAGAUCUGAGACGGACAGCAUCAGCAUGACUCCAUCCAUGACUUCGGGUUAUCUGAUCAGGACGGUGGUUUGCAUACAAGGAGUUGUGUUAUACUCACAAUGUGAUCAGUAUAUUCUGAUCCAGGAGGAUAAAACCUGGCAUGAAGCUGAUGUGUUUUGUAGAGUGGACAAGUAUCUUUUGGGUACGGUUCACAAUGAAACGGCCUGGGAGGACUUCAGAGCAGAGAUGUCUGCCAGUAACUUUAAUUUUAACGUCUGGAUGGGUUUGUACGUUGACGUCAAUAGCUGGCGAUGGUCUUUUCAAAACGAGAACUUAACAUUUACCAAGUGGGCAAGUGAAGAACCCAACAAUCAUGGUGGCCACGAGGAGUGUGGUCAAUAUCAGACAACCAAUGACGGAGGAUCUUGGAACGAUGCUUCUUGUUUUGAACGUAUUGCUUGUGUUUGCUUCGACGGAACGACAAACAGUUUUGUUCUUGUUACCGAUCAGACAAGAACAUGGUCUGAAGCUCAGCUGUACUGCAGACUAAAGUACACAGAUCUCGCCACGAUACGUAACAUUAAUGAUCAAAAUCAGAUAAACAACUUGAUUUCUCAAGCCAAUAACGUUAAGGCCUGGAUCGGAUUAUUUCGAGAUUCCUGGAAGUGGCUGGAUGGGAAUGUCACCUCUUCCGCACCCAUCAUGUGGGCUAGUGGACAGCCGGAUAACAGUGCAGGUGAUGAAGUUUGUGCUUACUCUGAUCCUGAAGGACUAAUUCAUGACAGCACAUGUUCACUUCCGUUUCCAUUCGUCUGCAUUCAAGUUAUUUUGGGAAAAAUAAAGAUUGUGAGAUUGGAGGUAAAAUCAGUCAGAAACAUUUCAAAUGACACUCGGAUUCAAAGCAUCAUCUUACAGCAGUUCCAGGAGAAGCUGUUGCAUCAUGGGAUGGCAGCGGGAGUCAAUAUAACGUGGAAGGUUCAGUCAGACAAUCUGCUCUUUCACAAGAAAGAUUAUACACAGAAAAUAGAUUCAUGUCCUUACUGUAAAUGUCCUUAUAAAUGGCCCAAAUAAAAUAGUGUAAGUCGUUCAGAGGAGAAUGAAUACUACAGCAGAUUUAAUAACACAAUAUCUCUCUCUAUAAAAUACUAUAGUUCACAUUCUUA
This is a messenger RNA of Misgurnus anguillicaudatus (oriental weatherfish), 1655 nucleotides long. The record is from RefSeq and is a predicted model, not a curated record. Lineage: Eukaryota; Metazoa; Chordata; Actinopteri; Cypriniformes; Cobitidae.